GACAUUAAAUCUACCCAGGUGCCUGCAAACAUAGGAAAACCUGCCAGUGUUAUAAAAAAUGUGAGUGCUAAGCCACCGAACCCCAUAAAACACAAUGAAAAAGAGAUGGAGCCUGUGGAGAAAACACAGAAAACUGCAAAAGAGGCGAGUUAUGAAAGCUCUCAGCAUGAUGCAAAAAGUUCAAAAAGUUCGGUGUCGAAUGAAAAAGGAAAAACCAAAGACCGGGAUCAUUCUUUGUCAGACAAGGACACUUCUGAGAAGAGAAAAAGCGGUGUUCAGCCAGAAAAAGACCACUCGGAACGUGCAACUGAGCAAGGAAAUGGCAAAAACAUUUCUCAAUCUUCCAAAGCGAGCAGAUCUUCAGAGAAACAUGAUACUAGCCGUGGAUCCACUGCUAAAGACUUUACUCCUAACCGAGACAAAAAAUCUGACCAUGAUGGCAACAGAGAUCAUUCUAGUUCCAAGCGUAGAGAUGAAAAGAGUGAAUUAGCAAGAAGAAAAGACUCCCCUUCUCGAAAUAGAGAAUCUACAUCAGUACAGAAAAGUAAGCCAAGAGACGAACGAGCAGAGCCAUCCAAAAAGGGCACUGGAGAUGCCAAAAGGAGCAGCUACAGUCCUCCGCGUGAGCGGAAGCAGUCUGAUCACAAAGCUGCUCACGAUUCCAAGCGUACAUUGGAAGAAAAGAACACAAUAGAUAAAAAUUCAGGAAAAGAAAAAGAGAAGCAUGUACCAGAAGUAAAGAGCAAAAAGAGAAGCAUGUACCAGAAGUAA
Fulmarus glacialis (Northern fulmar) is the source of this 771-nucleotide messenger RNA. Its product is annotated as E3 ubiquitin-protein ligase RBBP6-like. The record is from RefSeq and is a predicted model, not a curated record. NCBI's taxonomy places the organism in Eukaryota, Metazoa, Chordata, Aves, Procellariiformes, Procellariidae. The coding region runs from base 106 to 771 and encodes 221 amino acids. The transcript has a single exon.